AUGUGGACGGCGGAGCUGAGCUGCAUUUUCGUAUUAUUCGGUGUAACAGCUGGCGGCGGGGGCUGGGAGCCUCUCGGGCAGCCAUACUUCGACAACAGUACGAAGCGCGAGGCUACCGCCGCCGUGGGGCAGCCCGCGUAUCUGCAUUGUAGAGUGCGCAAUCUUGCUGAUAGAGCGGUAUCCUGGAUCCGUAAAAGAGACCUACAUAUUCUAACUGUGGGAGUGCAUACAUAUAGUAGCGAUGCCCGGUUUGCGGCGUUACAUGCGGACGGCUCGGACGAGUGGACGCUACGUGUGGCGCCGGCUCAACCGCGAGACUCUGGAGUCUACGAAUGCCAAGUAUCUACUGAGCCUAAAAUCAGCCUGUCCUUUCGACUCACCGUUGUCGUGUCGAAAGCUGAAAUUUUAUCUGGACCGGAGCUGUUCGUGAGAGCAGGGUCGGAUAUCAAUCUCACUUGCGUCGCAAAACACGCCCCGGAUCCGCCGAGUUUUAUAUAUUGGUAUCGGGGUGAACAAGUAGUGAAUUACGCCCAGCGCGGCGGCAUAAGUGUCGAGACUGAGCAGCGCACGCGCACCAGCCGCCUACUAAUAGCACGGGCAGCCCCUCACGACUCUGGCAACUACACUUGUGCCCCAAGCAGCUCUGAAUCUGCCUCGGUUAUAGUUCAUGUCUUGAGCGGGGAGCGACCGGCAGCCAUGCAGAGCUCCAGCCCACCGCCACCUCGUCUGAGUCCCACCGUCAUAGCGACUAUUGCCACCGCCUCCACGGUCCAUCGACGAACAAGUUGGCUGCCUGUCACCAUCUCUAUCCUCAUCUACCAGCUUACCUCAAUCUUCCUUAUCAUCGUUAUCUUUUUUACUAAUAUAGUUAUCCAAUUUAUCAUUCAUAAUACUUUGGGGUAUCCCACUCUACGUUCUUCGAGA
Molecule: messenger RNA, 924 nt
Organism: Brenthis ino (lesser marbled fritillary)
Lineage: Eukaryota; Metazoa; Arthropoda; Insecta; Lepidoptera; Nymphalidae
Source: the annotation of a GenBank genome assembly